GAGCUGAGGAGCUGAGGAGCUGAGAGGAAAGGAAAGUUAAAGAAAAGAAUGAAAGAAAGAAAAAAGUCGGUCACAGCCGCAGCCGAAUUUACCGGCGCUCGCUACCUCGUGAAUCGUGCGAGCCACGGAAAGAUUGAAUGUAUACUAACAUACACCUUCUUGUCCUUGCCCGUCUUAUAUAGUGACUCAUCGAGUACCGGCCCCCCAGCGGCUGUAAAUAGGCCCCCGUACGUCUCUCGAUUGCCCCUCGGCAGUCUCUGAACAUGGUGGGGCAACGGCAGAAAGAGGAGCAGGAGACGAUCGCGAACGAACGGAAGGAGUCAGUUGACGCGAAUCGCGUAAACGGCCCGGUUGGUACUGGCUACAUUCUGACCAAAACCUCUUCGCCAUUGCAUCAACAAGCGAAAAACUUAAUGUCGAAUCAGUGGCAGGUGGGCGGCUGCUGCUUUGGAUACAGCAUCGACCAAAGCAGCACCGAAACCGAAACCGAAACAACGGCAGCGUACUCUUGCACACCUUGUCCAGCAAGGUCUCCACGUAUUUGUGUAACUUCUGCAUUAUCUCGGCCGACCGAAUGGAAACCUUGCUGCAUUCGUAAAUACAAUUAUCCAUGUACAGCUCACGCGAAACCCAGACCAUUGAUACGCUUCACAGAUUUUGACUUGGCUUCACAAUAUUGA
This is a messenger RNA of Osmia bicornis bicornis, 680 nucleotides long. RefSeq lists its product as uncharacterized. Lineage: Eukaryota; Metazoa; Arthropoda; Insecta; Hymenoptera; Megachilidae. The record is from RefSeq and is a predicted model, not a curated record. The transcript is spliced from 2 exons. The coding region runs from base 264 to 680 and encodes 138 amino acids.